AUGGCUUGCUUUCUCGAAGAAAUCUACAGGGAACUUUAUAUGAAUCAUACUGAAAUUAAACCAUACUCUUCGGGGCAAAGUUCUGCUAUGAGAUUGUUAGUUCAAUUGGACCAGGAGUGGCCAGACUUCCAUGCGCUGGCAGCCAUUUUGAAAGAAAGCUACCCCUCAGUCGAACUUGAAUUGUGGCAUAUGUUCCUUGCAAAUCGUGUCCUAUUACUGCUUCGUAGUAAUUCAACUGAACACAAAUCACGACUUCUGGAAGACUCCAGGACAACCCUGGAAAUCAUAGGAGAGCUUAAGGCACAACAAUCAAUCCGUGGCAACAUGGCUCUCUCGAAUGUGCUUCAUUUAGACCCACUCAUAUCGUUCUUUGAGCUUUUCCUAAACAUUGUUGAAAGCCCUCAGUUGAGUCACUUGAGAGACCAAGAACUUAUAGCUAUGACAAUUGAAGGAAUAAGUCGUCAGCGUCAUGCGAAUUACAUUUCUUCAGCAUGUGCAAGAGUGUACGAAUCUGUAGCUGUCUGUGGUGAAACUGUGCUAGCGAUCAAGCAAGCAUUUCCGCCGUCGUCGAUUUCAUGGGAACAGCCAGUCGAUUUAACGGGCUCAUAUCAAGAAUUCCAAUCACAGUCCCAGCUCACCUGGCCAGCAAAGCAUGAUUGGUCCGUUGAUGACUUCCUUGAUAUUGAUGCGGAGAACCCAGGUCUAUAUCGUACAAUUCCUAGAUAUCAUGUCAAUGAUGAACAAGGUCAACUUUAA
Botrytis deweyae is the source of this 756-nucleotide messenger RNA. RefSeq lists its product as uncharacterized. The record is from RefSeq and is a predicted model, not a curated record. Bases 1 to 756 code for a protein of 251 amino acids. The transcript has a single exon. Lineage: Eukaryota; Fungi; Ascomycota; Leotiomycetes; Helotiales; Sclerotiniaceae.